This is a messenger RNA of Beta vulgaris subsp. vulgaris (sugar beet), 602 nucleotides long. RefSeq lists its product as uncharacterized. The coding region runs from base 21 to 338 and encodes 105 amino acids. The record is from RefSeq and is a predicted model, not a curated record. Lineage: Eukaryota; Viridiplantae; Streptophyta; Magnoliopsida; Caryophyllales; Amaranthaceae. The transcript is spliced from 3 exons.
UUGUAGGAAGUAAGAUCGAUAUGGCAGAUUAUGAAAAGAUAAGAGAAAUGAGGAUAGCACAAAACAAAAUGAAAAUGAAGGAAAUGGGAGUUACUACAAUGGCUAAUGAAUUAUUUCACCCAAAGAAAAUUAAAAAGAAAUCUAAGAAGGUGGUCGAAGGCACUGAUGAGUACACACCUAAUGACGAGGAGAACCAAUUGAGUGACGAGAAUGGCGUGGACUUAAGGAGAAAAACUAUAAACCUGAGGACCGGCUCAAAGAAGAAAUCACGGAGCAUCCUUCUAAAGAUACGAAUGAACAAGAGCUUCAACAGGAUGAUGGAAAUAAUGGCGGAUUAGAGUAGCAAGCAUGCAUGAUACUUUGAGAAGCAUGCAUACAUGGAUAAUGGAAUCGAAGAAUAAUGAAAAGAAUGACAUUAAGAUUGAUUUAGGUUUAUUUAAGGAGAAAUAUACAUAUUAUGAUCUUAUGAUUUCAUUUUCAGAUUAACUAUUAAUAUUGUGGAUGCAAUAGUAUGUUUUCGAUUGAGUAUACUCUUGGGGUCAUUUUUUACAAUGGUCGUUGAGUAUUUCUACUCGUUUAUAUCAAUGAUAUCAUUUUAUUUC